CUUACAAGUCAGAGAUAAAUAAAUUACAAGCAUCAUGUUCACCGAUUAAAAUAUCAGAUUAGAGGGGAAAAAAAAAAACAAAUAAUAGUAAAAAUGAGGGUGUUAGUAAUUUCAGCUGUUUUUAUGUUGAUUAUGAUUGAUAAUAUUAAUGUUUGUAAUGCGUUAUCAGCUUCACGAUAUUUGGAACGUAUGCAUAGCAGUAGCAGUAGCUAUUAUUUGAGCAGAGAUGAGCUCUGGUUCAAUCAGACACUUGACCAUUUUUCACCUUAUGAUCAUCGUAAAUUUGGACAGCGAUAUUAUGAAUACUUGGAUGAAUUUAGGGUUCCUGACGGUCCAAUAUUCUUAAAGAUAUGUGGUGAAUCUGCAUGUAAUGGGAUAUCCAAUGACUAUCUCAGUGUUAUGGCAAAGAAGUUUGGAGCUGCUGUGGUUACACUUGAGCAUCGUUAUUAUGGGGAGAGUUCUCCAUUCAAAUCUCUAACCACCAAAAAUCUUCAAUAUCUUUCAUCUAAGCAGGCACUCUUUGAUUUGGCAGCUUUUCGUCAAUUCUAUCAGGAAUCCUUAAAUUUGAAAUUCAACAGAACAAAUGCUGAGAAUCCAUGGUUCGUUAUUGGUGUUUCUUAUUCCGGGGCUAUGAGUGCAUGGUUUCGAUUGAAGUUUCCUCACCUCACAUGUGGCAGUCUUGCAAGUUCUGGUGUAGUUCUUGCCGUUUAUGAUUUUACAGAAUUUGAUCAGCAGGUUGGUGAGUCUGCAGGACCUGAAUGUAAAGCUGUAUUACAGGAAGUAACUCAACUUGUUGAAGAAAAGCUUGCAUUAAAUGGUAAUGCUCUGAAAGCCACAUUUGGCGCUACCGAGCUAAAAGUAGAUGGUGACUUCUUGUAUUUCCUAGCUGAUGCUGCAGCUAUAGCUUUUCAAUAUGGAAACCCUGACAAACUUUGCACCCCUAUGACUGAAGCUAAGAAAGCUGGAGAUGAUCUAGUGAAUGCAUAUGCAAAAUACAUAAAGGAAUAUUACAUUGGAAGUUUUGGAGCUGAAGUUCAAACAUAUAACCAGGAAAGUCUAAAAAGGACCAUCCUGAGUGACGCAUCUGGUGAUCGAUUAUGGUGGUUCCAAGUUUGUACCGAAGUGGCAUAUUUCCAAGUGGCGCCUGCAAACGAUAGCAUCCGCUCUUCAAAAGUUAACACCAGGUAUCAUCUGGAUCUAUGCAAAAACGUUUUUGGAGAAGGUGUCUAUCCAGAUGUUGAUGCUACAAAUCUAUACUAUGGGGGCACCGACAUUGCUGGAUCAAAAAUAGUUUUUACAAAUGGGUCACAAGAUCCAUGGCGACGUGCAUCCAAGCAGGUUUCAUCUCCAGAUAUGCCAUCGUAUCUAAUCACCUGUCACAAUUGUGGUCAUGGAAGUGAUCUAAGAGGAUGCCCACAAUCUCCUUUAGUUCUUGAAGGGAACUCUAAAAAUUGCAGCUCACCUGAUGCAGUCAACAAAGUAAGACAUCAGAUGGUAGAACAGAUAGAUUUAUGGUUGUCUGAGUGCCAUGCGGUCGGUAAGAGUUCAGGUUAAGCAGUCCUCAAUGUAUAUGAAGUCGAUUAACCAAUUACCCUGUCAACAUAUGUAUAGUUUUUGUCAUUCAUGACAUUGUAUGUUCUUAUUGAUAGCAUGCAUCAUGAUAAUGCAAACACUCGCGAUGUAUAUUACCUUCAUCGCUGUUUCUUUGUAAUCCCACUUUAAUAUAGUCGGCACCAUUUCUUGUA
Molecule: messenger RNA, 1745 nt
Organism: Erigeron canadensis
Lineage: Eukaryota; Viridiplantae; Streptophyta; Magnoliopsida; Asterales; Asteraceae
Product: probable serine protease EDA2
Exons: 12
Coding region: 94-1554 (486 amino acids)
Biological process (GO): proteolysis
Cellular component (GO): vacuole
Molecular function (GO): serine-type exopeptidase activity; dipeptidyl-peptidase activity
Source: RefSeq, a predicted model, not a curated record